ACCAUAGUUAACUCAAAAUUUCUAUGCAUCAGAUGAGCGGAUAAAUAGAGAAAAACAGAUGCAUUUGCCACUGCUCUUCCUAACAGUUUUUUGUUUAUUAAAUUAUGCAUUAGCUGGGGAGAAACUUCUGCAUUCUUGCCUGAACCAGGACGUGAUGUCAAAUUGUGUGCCGGUGUGUCCCAAGAUCUGCUCGGAUUUCCUUUACAAACGCAAGUGCAAGCCAAGGAAAUGCCAAAAAGGAUGCGCCUGCCCGCACAAAUGGUUGCGGCACAGGAACGACCAAGGCCUUUGUAUUCCGCGAAACGAGUGCCGUCGAUAUAUCAUAGAGUAAAAGUCUUUUCUUAACCCAAA
This is a messenger RNA of Drosophila ficusphila, 351 nucleotides long. Its product is annotated as venom serine protease inhibitor. The record is from RefSeq and is a predicted model, not a curated record. The transcript has 2 exons. Lineage: Eukaryota; Metazoa; Arthropoda; Insecta; Diptera; Drosophilidae. Bases 59 to 331 code for a protein of 90 amino acids.